AUGAGCAACACGGACGUCCUCAUCAUCGGCGCCGGCCCAACCGGCCUCACGCUCGCGCUCGAGCUGUCGGUGCAGAGCAUCCCCUUCCGCAUCAUCGACAAGCUCCCCGACAUCUCGGACAAGUCGCGCGCGCUGGCCGUCCAGUGCCGCUCGCAGGAGCUCCUCAAUCGCCACCCGCACAUCGCCGAGUCCAUGCUCAGCGACGGCACAGAGGGCCCCGGAGUCAACAUCUACUGCAACAAGCGGCACCUCGUGACGGGCACCUUUGACGACCUCGGCAUCGAGGACACAAAGUUCCCGCUGCCGCUGUGGAUCUCGCAGGCCGACACCGAGGCGGCCAUGCUCCGGCAGCUCGACGUGUACGGCGGCAAGGUGGAGCGCGGCGUCGCGGCCGAGGACAUCAAGCAGGACGGCGUGCGGGCGAGCGCCACGCUCGUGACGGGCUCCAAGAGGGAGGUCGUGCGGGCCAAGUACAUUGUCGGGUGCGACGGGGCGCACAGCAUCGUGCGGCACAGCGCCGACGUGACGUUUGAGGGGUCGCAGUACCCGCAGCAGUACAUCCUCUGCGACGCCAAGGUGCGGGGCGACUACGACGCCGAGCGCAUCUCGCUGUUCCUGGGGCGGCGCGUCAUGGUGGCGUUUCCGCUCAAGGACGGCGUGCUCCGCAUGGUGGGCGAGCGGGCGUCGGGCAGCAAGCGCGAGGGCGACCCGGACGUGGAGGAGUUUGAGGAGUUCAUGGAGGAGAUGAUGGGCCGCAAGCUCAAAAUCGACGAGGCGCUGUGGCUCACGAGCUUCCGGUGGAACUGCCGCGGCGUCAACCGGUACCGCGACGGGCGGCUGUUGCUGGCGGGCGACGCGGCGCACAUCCACUCGCCGGCGGGCGGGCAGGGCAUGAACACGGGCAUUCAAGACGCCAUCAACCUCGGGUGGAAGAUGGCGGCCGUGAUCCGCGGCGAAAAGGAGGAGAGCUUCCUCGACACGUACAACGAGGAGCGGCACCCCGUCGGGCAGCACCUGCUCACGGGCACGGACCGCAUCUUCACCAUGGUGGCGUCGCAGAACACGCUCUUCACCUGCGUGCGCAACGCGCUGAUGCCGUGGAUCGUGCCGCGGAUCUGGAGCAACAAGCCGCGGCGGCUGGCGCUCUUCACCUUCAUCUCGCAGAUGGCCAUCAAGUACCGGCGCAGCUCCAUCGUCGGCACGGCCAUCGGGUUCGAGGGCCCCGUCCGGGGCGGCUGGCGGGCGCCGGACGGCGAGAUCACGGACGAGAAGGGCGAGAAGGGCAAGUGGCUGCUCGGCCUGACGAGCGCGCGGGACCACACCGUCUUCCUGUUCGCGGGGCUCGACGCGGACGAGGAGAACCUCGACAAGGCGGAGGAGAAGCUCGUGACGGACGGCCGGUUCAAGGAGUACGGGGUCGUCAAGAUCUACGCCGGGGAGACGGCCCGCGAGGGCGGGUACAGGGACGCGGACGGCGUGCUGCACAAGCGGUACGGGUUCGAGAACGGGGCGGGAAUUGUGGUCGUGCGGCCGGACGGGUAUGUCGCGUUCAUCGGGCCGGCCGAGUGCGUGGAGGAGUUUCUCAUGAUGUGA
Messenger RNA from Colletotrichum spaethianum, 1593 nucleotides. Its product is annotated as 6-methylpretetramide 4-monooxygenase. NCBI's taxonomy places the organism in Eukaryota, Fungi, Ascomycota, Sordariomycetes, Glomerellales, Glomerellaceae. The record is from RefSeq and is a predicted model, not a curated record. Gene Ontology annotation, molecular function: FAD binding. The coding region runs from base 1 to 1593 and encodes 530 amino acids. The transcript has a single exon.